This is a messenger RNA of Didymodactylos carnosus, 1623 nucleotides long. NCBI's taxonomy places the organism in Eukaryota, Metazoa, Rotifera, Eurotatoria, Philodinida, Philodinidae. The record is from the annotation of a GenBank genome assembly.
AUGGUGAACACCAGGCUAACUAGUAAAAAGCAAACAACAGUAAUAUUAUCAUCAUCGGUAACCGAUAAAAAUGUGCACACAACGAAUACUCUGGUAUUGCCAAAUGAUAACAAUCUAGGUUCGUCACGAAUAUCAUCGAAAGUAUGGAACUAUUUUACAAGAAGCGACAACGUAAAAGUUCUUCAAGCUGAAUGUAAUUUAUGUCACGUUCGAAUAAAAACAAAGAAUUGGAACACAUCAACAUUAUUACGCCAUCUAACGGGUGUACAUAAAAUAGAUCAUUUAUCAGACACAGCAGCUAUUGAUAGAAAAUGUCGUAACAAACUACCACUACUUAAACAACGACGAUUAAAUGCAGUUGCUAUUGAAGCAAUAAUUCAAGAUGGACGAACAUUUAACGAUUUCAACAAACCUGGAAUACAACGGUUUUUUCAAGAAGCUCUACCUGGCUUUAUACCCCCUAGUCGACAUAAUGUUAAACGCCGACUUAAAAGAUUACAUAUUCAAGCAGCUGCUACGCUGAUUAAAACUCUGGAAAUAAUUGAUCACAUUGCCAUAACGCUGGAUUUUUGGACCGAUAGAAAAAUGAGCUCUUAUAUGGUGUUAACCGGUCAUUAUAUUAAUGAACGAUUUAAACUGAAUUCAUGUAUAUUAAGAUUUUCCAAAUUUGAUCAUCGGCAUUUCUCCCCCAAUAUCGAUACAGAAAUUGAAAAGCAAUUAAAAGAAUUGCACAUUUUUGAUAAAAUAACUACCAUAACUUGCGACGGUGCCAGUAAUCUAAUCGGAGCAUUUAGAUAUUUUUCACGUGAUGACAUUCAACGAAUACAAUGUAUGGCGCAUAAACUGCAUCUCGUAGUGUGUAAUGGUUUGGGAUUAUGGAUUAAACGAAAAGUAUCGAAUUGUGAUUUAGAUAAUGGUGGUGACAACGCAGAUGAAAUGCUAAGUGACGAUGAGAUGGAGACCGACGAAGAAAGAUUAAGUCAAACAUUAGAGAAAAUUUCACUUAAUGGUACUGAUAAUCCUUUGGACGAUCUGAGUGAUGAGGAGUUGUACGCAUAUUUUGACCUUUUGGGUUUUUAUUCAAUGACAAAUUUGGAAAGAACGGCUGUUGAACAAAUCAUCAAAGAAAUUUAUCAGAACAAGAUUGGAAAUACUCAAUAUCAACAACAAUUGCCACAAGGAUCUUCAGCUCUAAACAGAAAACCACGGAUUACUUUGACGAAUGAAAAAACAGAGCUUCCAUUGACACCAAUGAAUUACUUUCUAAAAUUAGUUGGAAAAGAUUUAUUUAGAAAUACCAAAACAAAAUCAAACACGCUGGAGGAGGAAAUGAAAAGUUAUCGGACAACGGCAGUGAGAACCGCACUAGAAAUAAUGUCGAAUAAUAAAACCGACAAAAAUCCUUUAUUAUUUUGGCAAAAAAAUGUCUUAACAAUGCCACUUUUGGCGAAAAUGUCAAAGUUAUAUUUGGCUACACCUGGGACAAGUGUGAGUUCAGAGUCGGCCUUCAGUCUAUCUGCCUAUUACGGAAGAAAAGAACGUUCUCGACUUCAAUCAGAAACAUUGGCAUUAUCAGUGUUCUUAAAGGAUAAACUUCAACAACAAGAAGACACAACGAAUUAA